UUGGAAGCCUCAAAUGGCCAAACUACUGCAACCUCCGCCCAAGUUCCUGCCCUCGGAGUGGCACAUCGCUAACAAGAGCCAGUACCACAGAGCAGAGGCCCAAAGGUCCCGGUCCGAGCGCCUGGUGGCAGAAAGCCAGAGGCUUGUGGAUGAAAUUGAAAAGACCACAAGAAAAUCUCAAAGUGAUGUGAACAAGAAACUAGAACAGAGACUUGAGGAAGUCAGGUUCUGGAAGAAGGAGUUAGAUGACAAACUUGAGCAGCUUGUGUAUGCAACCGAAGAUCUGCUCAUAUAUCAGACCAGACUGGAGAAAGCCCUGGAGAGCCUGAAAGAGCCCUUGCACAUCACUCAGACGUGCCUGGAAUACAGGGAGAAGCGAGUUGGCAUUGACUUGGUGCAUGAUGAAGUGGAGCAGGAGCUGAUAAAGGAGGCUGAGAUCAUCCGGGGGGUGAUGGCCCUGCUGACCCGCACCUUGGAGGAGACGUCCGAGCAGAUCAGGCUGAACCGCUCUGCCAAGUACAAUCUUGAAAAGGAUUUGAGGGACAAGUUUGCGGCUCUGACCAUCGAUGACAUCUGCUUCUCACUCAACAACAACUCGCCGAACAUCAGAUAUGCUGAGAACGUCGUGAGGAUUGAACCAAACUCUGUGAGUCUGGAAGACUGGCUGGACUUCUCCAACGCCAAUGUGGAGAAGGCUGACAAGCAGAGGAACAACUCCCUGAUGCUGAAGGCCCUGGUGGACCGAGUCCUGUCCCAGACGGCCAGUGACCUGCGCAAGCAAUGUGAUGUGGUGGACACUGCGUUCAGGAAUGGGCUGAAGGAGACCAAGGAUGCCAGGGACAAGCUGGCUGAUCAUCUGGCCAAGGUCAUGGAAGAGAUUGCUUCCCAGGAGAAAAAUGUUACAGUUCUUGAGAAAGCCAUCCUUGACCAAGAAGGGCCUGCCAAGGUGGCUCAUACACGCCUGGAGACCAGGACACGUCGGCCUAACGUGGAGCUGUGUCGCGACGUGGCGCAGUAUCGGCUGAUGAAGGAGGUUCAGGAGAUCACCCACAACGUGGCAAGAUUAAAGGAAACAUUAGCCCAAGCUCAGGUCGAGCUGAAGGGGCUGAAUCGCAGACAACUCGCCCUGCAGGAGGAGAUCCAGGUCAAAGAGAACACCAUCUACAUCGACGAAGUGCUGUGUAUGCACCUGCGGAGGUCCAUCCCGCUGCGGGACGGGGAUGACCAUGGGGAGUGGGCUGGGGGCCUCCGUCCGGAUGCUGUCUGCUAAAUGUAUGGAGAGCUCAGAUUCUCAUUAAAUCGCGUCGUGAAACAGUA
Molecule: messenger RNA, 1317 nt
Organism: Ceratotherium simum simum (southern white rhinoceros)
Lineage: Eukaryota; Metazoa; Chordata; Mammalia; Perissodactyla; Rhinocerotidae
Gene: TEKT1
Product: tektin 1
Biological process (GO): cilium assembly; cilium movement involved in cell motility
Cellular component (GO): nucleus; microtubule cytoskeleton
Source: RefSeq, a predicted model, not a curated record